AUCUUAUCCAAUUGGAAAGCAUGUUGUUUAGAUGUAGGCGGAGACUACAUUUACAAACCGUUGUGGAUAUCUACCCCAAACACACCAGUUAUGGAUACAAGUUGGAGACGUUGCCUGGGUGAUCAAAAGCUAACCUCACGUCGUUGAUAACGUCAACAUGAAAAUGAUGUUUGAGAACAAUGAGAAUUUAAAGGAUUUUUCUCAUUUUAAGCAAGUAAAAAGGUCACGUAAUCUCCUAAGUUUCCAAGACCCUCAGAAAGGGGUGUUUCUCAGUUCAAACCAGGAGAGAGCUCUCAGCCGGACAGCUGAGAGAAGAUCUGUUGCUGACAGUCUCAGUCCCCACUCCAACUCUAAGUUUUCCACAGCAGGAAUGGAGUCUGUCUCUGCAAGGACAAAGGUGGGCUGUGUGCGACAAGAGAAUACUGGUCUAACCUUGCAUGAUGAGCAGCUCAUCCGUGAUCUGGAUGCUUUGCAGUAUGACUUGGCUACUUCCAAGCCGCAGGGCCGGCUCAGAGGCGUGAGGAUAGGGGUCAAUACUAGUGUGACCAGUUUGAGCCAAGAGAUUCGUCACCUUGAAGCAAAGCUGGAGGCUCAGACCAAAGAACUAAAGGCAGCAGAGCUGAGGGCGGAGUGUUGUCAGGAAGCAGCAGCUCACAGUGAGACUGUGGUGGAAACAUUAACCGAAGAGCUGGAGGAGCUCAGAGAGGAGCUGGACAGCGAAACUGCACUCGGACAAAGGACUGAACAACAAAGAAACCAGGCACUUCAAAAUGCUGAGCAACUCAAAGAAGCCUUUAAGGAAUAUAAAACCACAAUUUCCAUCAAGUUUAAAAAGGUAAUGGAAACUGAGAGCAAACUGAAAGAGAGUCUAAUAGAGGGUGACAGAGAGAAGGAAGAGCUGGAAACGAAGUUGUCUGUGUUGGGGAGAGAAAAUGCCGAGCAGAGUCAGACAAUCAACCAGCUGCAGGAGGAGUUGAGGCAGGCUAAGGCUGCAUCGGCCGACCUCCAGGUCCGCGUUGAAGAGACGGGACGAAAAGCCUCGCAGCUGGAGCGGCAGCUUGUGGAGCGCGGUGCAGAGUGCAGGGAGAUGGCCUCUCUGCGCAGGGAGCUGCAGGACCUGCAGACUCUGACCCAUAAGCAGGAGCAGAGGGGGGCUCAAAGCCACAGAGAGGCUCAGCAGAGUCAGGCAGAGCUGGCCAGCCUGGAAGCCAUACUGGCUCUGCUGCACCUGAGAGAGGGUGCUGCGGGGCCUUUCUGUGCCAGUCCAUGUAUGUUACCCUCGGUGGACUAUUCAGUAGCUGCACAGCUGAUGAAACUAAAACCAGGGGAAGGUUACCAGCAGCUGCUGCGAUUGCUGCAGACAAUGGAGGCUGAACGGCUGAAAAGCAGCAGCCUGAAUGAGCGACUUCAGGAGCGUCUGAGCCAAGCCCAGAAGGAGAUCUCCUCCCUGCAGAGCUCCAUGGCGCAGAGAGCCUCACACUACCAGAGCCUCCACACAGAGCUGCUGGACAAAGUCAGCAGGGCCUCUGACACAGAGAAGGAGUUAAAGAGAAAAAGCGCUCGAGUUGCUGCAUUGGAGAAACAACUGCAGGAGAAAACCUCGGCUUACAGUCAGGCUGCACUGAAGAACACAGAGCUGGAAAAUCAACUUCUGGAGAAGACUAAUUGUCUUCAACAAUCUCGGUCACUGAUGGGCAAAAAGCAGAGAGAGUACCAGCAGUCUCUGGAAAAGCUUAAACAGUCUCAGUCCCAUCAGCUGACGGAGCAAGAGCAUAGAAUAAAAAUGCUACAGCUCUCUGUAGAAGAGGCUCAGUCUCGGGCAUUGGAGAUGGAGCAGGAGUUGCGUUCACUAUACAGGGAGCGAGAGGAGGCUCAGAAAGCAGCUCUCCUGCUGGAGACCUCUUUACAUCAGCUCACACAGGAGAAGCAGGAUGAAGCCAGACAGAACCAGGAGUUGCUGCAGAGUUUCAAAGAGCAGGCAUCUCAGUCUGCUGCCAAGAUGUGUGAGCUGCAGUCGUCUUUGUCAGCCUGCAGAGCUGAGCUCAACACUUGCCUGCAACAGAUGGAGGAGGUGAAAAAGAACUACGAGGCUGAGCUGCAGAAGAAGAAUGGCAAGAUGUCCUCUCUGCAGGAGAAGCUCCACAGCGCCAUCCUGGCUUGUCAGAGCUCCAGUGAUGAGACCCUGCAGCUGCAGCUGUCUCUGCAGCAGCAGCAGACCAUGCUGACCGAGAGCACCGCUCGGGUUUCUGAGCUGGAGGAGAGCCAGAUCCAGCUGCAGAAACAGGUGUCCAGUCUGGAGCAGCAGCUGGAACGAGCUCAGACAUUGCUGCAGGAUCAAGUAAGAAACAGUGAGCGGGAUGCCCAGAUGGCUGAAAAAAUCCUGCAAGGGAUGAACCAGCAGAAUGUACAACUCUCCAAAUCUGUCAGCCACCUCACGUCAGAGAUGCAAACGUGUCGAGCUGAGCUGGUUUCUAAGGACUUGGAGUUGGAGCAUCUAAGGAACGAUGUUGCCACGAAGACUUCUCAGAUCAGUGGCCUGGAGGAGAGCCUGCAGUAUACAAAGAGCAUGGUUGAGGAUCUGGGGGAGAAGCUUCAUCGAUGUGAGGCUGAUCGGCUCAGCUGUAUCCGGCGAGUCCAAAGCCGGGAGGGGAGGUUGCAGGGAGAGCUGGCCGACACCUUGGAGAAACUACAGGAGCUCAAGGAUGCUCUGCAGAAAAACCAAACCAUCUCUGAUGAGCUGCAAGCCCAAGUGGACAAACUGACUGUUCAGCUGAGUGAGACCCAGAGGGAGUUGGAGGAGAGGACUCAUGAGGUCUUAGACAUGGACAACGCACUGAAAGAAAGACAGGGGGAGCUCCAACAGAGAGCAAAGCUGCUCGACCAGCUGAAAGUAGCCAUCAGGCAGCACAAACAGGAGAUGGAGAAGAAGGUGGAGUCUCUUCAGCGAAGCCUGGAAACCAGAGAGAGAGAGCUGAGAGACGCACAGACGCAGCUUGUAGACAGAAACACAAAGAAAUCACAGGAGCUCAGACAGCAGCUCUGUGGGUGUCAGCAGAAACUUCAGGAAGUUCAAGAAGAGCUUGAAGAAACCCAGCGUCACUGCGAGGCGAUGACCAGAGAGCUAGACAACUCCAAGCUGAUGACCAAAGACAUGGAGGCCCAGCUGUGUGGUGUGGAGGAGGAACUCGCUCUGAAGGAGGCACAGUGGCUGCAGGCGGAGGCCAAGCUGCAGAGCACAGUCACUGCUUUGAAGCAGGAGCUGGAGCUGAAGAGGGAGCAGCACAGCAGAGAGGUGGACUCUCUGCAGCAGACUCGAGGCCAGAUCCUCAAAGUCUCAGAGCAGAUCUCCACCACCAUGCGCUCCUCUCAGGAGCACCUCACCGUUAAGCUUCAGCAGAGCCAGGCCCAGCUCCAGGAAGCAAAGGCACACAGCGAAGAGACCAAAACCCAGUUGGAUUACACCCGGAGCCAAGUCAGUCAGGUCCAGACGGAGUUAGAGCAGAGUCGAAUCCAGCUCUAUCACAGUAGAACACAGCUGGAGCAAAGCAGAGUCCAGAACAACCAUCUCCAUGCCCAGAUCCAGCAGCUUACAUCUCAGUUAAAUCAUAGCAGGGUUCAGGUUUCUAACCUGCAAACUCAGCUCCACAUCACCGAGAAGUCUGUGGAAACCUCCUCUGAGUCUCUGCUCAUCAAGGAGUCUGAGGUGACCCGUCUCCAGGCCAAGAUAUCCAGUCUGGGACGAGCUGUGGACCGACAGAAUCUUUACAACCACACACUUUCUCUUCCUCCAGAUCACUCCUUCCCCGCUCACUCACCUCCUUCCUCCCCCAAAUACUUACAAACCCAAACACAACCCUCCUCGUCACCCCCUCCUCACACAUAUUUUCAGCCCACCUCAGCUCACCAGCUCUCUGAGCAGAUCCACAGCAGCAGCAUCGACUCCUCCUUGGACCUUCCUCUGAGCCCGAAGGCAACACUGAGGGAGACUUUGAACAAGCAGUCAUGGGAGUCUUCCUCAGCCUCCGUUUUGUCUUUCCUGGAAACGGCUGAUCAGAGCUGGCAGGGCCUCAACGCCACAGAGGCCACAGCAGUGUCCGACCUCUCCUUCAACCCACUCACAUACAUGGUGGAAAAACAAAGUGAUCCAAACAUGGAGGCUGCGUCAAUGCAAGGAGAUGAUGAGCUGGACAGCGAGUCGAGGAGGGAGUCUGCAAAAAUAUUGGUGGGUCAGGAGGAGGAGGUGGAUAUGAGCACUCUGACAGGGAUGCUGAAGUUUGUAAAUCAGACAUUAGCCAUGCAGGAAGACCCCUCUAUAAGAAGCUCCACAAACCCAACACAGACCUGAUGGAGGCUUACACUGCAGGGAGGUGUCAGACAGACCAGCUGCCUCCUCAUCCUCAUCCGUCCUCACACAUUUUUCUGUGUAUGAUCCUGAAUUUAUUUAAAGUUUUCAUUGAAUCUGUCCUUGUGUUUUUAUGUCAGUAAAAAUGAAUUUAUCUGACUAGUUCACAUCACACUGCUCUUUAGAUUUAUAUUAAAAGUAGCUUAUUUCAUGUUCUGUUGAUAGUUAUUUAUAAACCCAUUUUGACGAAGCAAAUUAAAGUGUUUUAAGA
Messenger RNA from Melanotaenia boesemani (Boeseman's rainbowfish), 4613 nucleotides. It is a transcript of the gene ccdc18, whose product is annotated as coiled-coil domain containing 18. The coding region runs from base 158 to 4345 and encodes 1395 amino acids. The record is from RefSeq and is a predicted model, not a curated record. NCBI's taxonomy places the organism in Eukaryota, Metazoa, Chordata, Actinopteri, Atheriniformes, Melanotaeniidae. The transcript has 27 exons.